AUUAUUCUGCUGAAGUUCAGUUUGUUAAAGCUUCAAACACUGCAUAGUGAUGGGCUCGAAACCUGACAAUUACGCCUACAGAAUAUGGCCACCGCGCAAAGCGCCCACGGACAGUAAGAUUAAGGACGUGCUACGGGUCGAAUCGAUCGAUCUGUGUUUCGAUGAAAAUGGGAAAACCUUUCACACGAAGUCCUACGAACUGAUGGCGAAAUCGCGCCCUACCAAACGUCCCCGACAGUUGGUCGUACGACGGGGUGCUCCGUUCACCGUGCGGUUGCUUUGUAGCCGAAAGUUUGAGCCGUCCGUAGACACGAUGGUGCUGGUGUUUGCGGUAGUUCCUUUUGGCGACGAUAAGGCCACUUUUGGCAGUGGAACCGAAACGUACGUGUUGGUGCAUCCGGACACUACUACCGUGGCAACGGAAGAUGGAGAACCGGUAGAUGACUGGGGAGCUGUGUUGGUAGAGAGUAAGGAUAAACCGAAAGGUAAGGAAGAGUUGACGCUGCACAUCACAACACCGUCCUUUGCGCCGGUUGCACGGUGGACGAUUCAAUUUCACACCCGAUUGGAUAGUACCGAUGCGAAGAGCUCCAUCGAGAUAAAGGACCACAUGUACCUGCUGUACAAUCCGUGGUGUAAGGACGAUGCGGUAUACAUGGAAGAUGAAGCUAGCAGGGAAGAGUACGUCUUGAACGAUAGUACAAACAUUUGCAAACCAGCGGGCAAAGGAUUCCGGAUGCAAAGCUGGUUUUUGGGUCAGUAUGAACCGACCGUUCUCGACUGUGCGCUGUUCAUCGUGUCGGAGGUUGGUAAUGUGAAGGCAGCUUCAACCAGCAAUCCGACGCUUGUGGUCAGAGCACUCACCGGAGCACUAAACAGCGCGACCGGCGGGUACGGUGUACUGCAAGGAAACUGGUCGGGAAAGUAUAGCGAUGGAACAGCACCAACAUCCUGGAGCGGUUCGGUGAAGAUACUGCAGGAGUUUUACGAUACGGGCGAAACCGUUAAAUACGGCCAGUGUUGGGUGUUCGGUGGUGUGUUUACGACUGUUUGCCGUGCGAUCGGUAUACCGAGCCGAGUAAUAACAAACUUUGAAUCUGCCGGCGAUCAUGACGCUUCACUAUCGAUCGACUACUUUGUGGACGACACGGAAAACACGGCCACCGGCAUGACGGUGGAUUCGAUCUGGAACUAUCACGUAUGGAACGAGGCGUGGAUGAAGCGAAAGGAUCUGCAAAAUCCCACCUUUGACGGUUGGCAGGUGGUAGACGCGACACCGCAACAGCUUUCCGAUGGCAUGUACAAGUGUGGUCCGUGUCCGGUCGGUGCGAUCAAGCAGGGCUUCGUGCACAUACCGUUCGAUGGUAACUUCAUCUAUGCGGAGGUGAAUGCCGACGUCAUUUAUUGGUCGAUGGGCAACGAUCAAAAUCCACCGAAACCGCUCUCGAUCAACACGAAUCAAAUUGGACGGGAUAUGAGCACGAAGGCGAUCGGAUCGACCGACCGGGUGGAUAUAACCGAUCAGUACAAGCCACCGGAAGGAUCGAAGGAAGAACGCGAAGUGAUGAAGUUGGCCAUGCAGUACAGCUCGCAGCGCUUCAGCAGUGCCGGGUUGGCGAAACGCUUACUCGGCCACAUGGUGAACGAAAGCAAUGGUAACGAGGAAGCGAUAAAGAUAGAUAUAAAGUCUGACGAAGAGAUGGCGAUCGGUUCGACGUUCCAGUUCGAGCUGAUCAUUACCAGUACCAGUGGGUUUAGUCCGGUCCAGGUAAGUGGCAAACUGGUGCUGAAGGAUUCCGACUAUACCGGACGGCACGUGGAAACGCUGAAGCAGCAAUCGUUUGCCGUCCAGCUGGAACCGCUGGCGUCCAAAACAAUCCUAAUACCGUUGAGUUUUGAGGAAUACAGCAAAACUAUACCGAACAAAACGAACAUCAAAGCGAUCUGUACGGCGGAGGUAAAGGGUAGCGAUAAGACGUACCUAAAGGUGCAAAAUUUCCAUCUCACAACACCAACGAUUGAGCUGACGCUGAUCGAGCACAGUGUUGCGGGCCCGAUUGCGGUGCAGGUGGAUUUGCGGAACCCGCUACCGGUUCCACUGACCCGAGGUCGCUUCGUUGUGGAAGGAUCGCGCUUUACCGAUCCGCUAGAGAAAAAGUACGAUCUCAUCCCGGUCGGAGAAGCAGUACAAUUUAUUUAUCCUAUAAAUCUAACGCACAAAGGGAAAAUGACCGUAUCUGCAUCAUUUAUCUCGGAAGAGCUGAAAAAUGUACACGGAGAUCUCGUGAUACAGAUUCCUAAAUAGCGAGUGGAAUGAAAAAGAAAAGAUAAUAAUAAAUUAAUAAAAUAUUUUUUAUAGUACAAAACUAACUCGAAUAAAAAACCGAAGUGUUACUUUA
This is a messenger RNA of Anopheles funestus (African malaria mosquito), 2399 nucleotides long. Its product is annotated as annulin-like. The transcript is spliced from 4 exons. Bases 50 to 2305 code for a protein of 751 amino acids. Gene Ontology annotation, molecular function: protein-glutamine gamma-glutamyltransferase activity. Gene Ontology annotation, biological process: peptide cross-linking. NCBI's taxonomy places the organism in Eukaryota, Metazoa, Arthropoda, Insecta, Diptera, Culicidae. The record is from RefSeq and is a predicted model, not a curated record.